UCGCCAAAAAGCUGCUCUGAAUUUUGAGAGGUUUCUUUGACGUUUGUGCCGCUUCAUCAGCUGCCAUUUCUUUCGUGGAUAUCGUUGGAGAUUUCUUCAAGAUGUCGACUGGGAAAGCUAAGGAUUCUGGCUUUCAUCACGAUGCCGAUGUUUUACAGAUGGAAGAUGAGGUCGAGCAUGAGCCUGAAGAUACAAGAGAUGAUCAUUUACACUCCUCUACGCAAUCGGAGCCAGUGCCAAGUGAACACUACUGCAAUAGUCCAGGUCGUGGUCCAAGUCGGCAGGGUAGCCAUGGUAACCAGUCCUUUCUCCGUCACCGAGCGAGAACAAAGACGAAUGAAAGGAUGGAGGAAGAGGAGUUUGUUUUUGUGGAAUCGCCAGAGAAUGAAGUUGAAGCGCAGCGUAUGGAACAGAACUAUAUGUUUGGAUUUAAGAAAUGGAAGAGUCAUGUGACAAAGCGCCCUCUACAGGAAAGGUCAGAGGUCGUUCAGGAGCUCUAUAAACCACCAUUAGAGAUUAAACCAUUUUCCUAUCCUACAAUUGGAGUGUCCAACGUGAUUUAUGCAUUGUUGAUCGGAUGGUUGAUGGCUUUGGUAUACUCCUUAGUUGGACUUCUGAUGUUUUUCACCAUAAUUGCAUGGAGACAUGGUAUAUACUGUUUUAAGCUCGCAUGCUACUUCUUAUGGCCAUUUGGAUAUUUUGUACAAGAGCAAACUGAGUAUAGGUAUAUGGAUGCUAAUGACUCGGUUAGCACAGAUGGAGAGAGUGUGGUCAAUUCUGCUCAUAACGUCCGACCUAAUGAUAAUGCUCGUCUCGUGACAUCACUAUCAUCAUCAAGCGUCAGUAACUCAUAUCGCAGGAUAGAUAACAGUCAGUAUUGGAAAAGGCCUUCUACGUACGUGUGGCUUCUACUAGGGGUACCUUUUGUUCUGCUACUUCAUCUUUUGGUAUUCUUCAUAUCAUGGAUGACUAUUAUAUUCCUGCCUGUGGCAAAGCUGAAUAUGAUGGCAAUCAAAAGAUUACUGUUUCUACCUCCUGAGAAGCUGAAAGUUAGCAAAACCACUGCCUUAAAGCCUGGAGAGCAAUCACAUGAGGUUAUCAUGUGCUCAUAUCAAGCUGCUAACUUCUACUCAUACAAAUACACUGUAGAUGGCAUGAACAUCUUCUUUGUCAACAUGCUUUUCUUUGUUGUCAUCGCAGUCAUUGUCGGAUUUGCUGACACGAAAAACAGGUUUACUACACCCGGAGGCAGAUUUGCUAUGGGGCUUCUUGCUAUUAUACCAUUGGCUCACUAUAUUGGCAUGGCUAUCGCUAGGUAAGUGAGUCCUUAGGCA
Lytechinus pictus (painted urchin) is the source of this 1334-nucleotide messenger RNA. RefSeq lists its product as uncharacterized. The transcript has 11 exons. The coding region runs from base 102 to 1319 and encodes 405 amino acids. The record is from RefSeq and is a predicted model, not a curated record. NCBI's taxonomy places the organism in Eukaryota, Metazoa, Echinodermata, Echinoidea, Temnopleuroida, Toxopneustidae. Gene Ontology annotation, cellular component: plasma membrane.